UGGAAAUGCCUCUCUCCAAAAUUAUAAUCAUUUGUAUCACAUCAUAUGAAUACUUUAAUUUUUUAUCCUUAAACUGCUUACUUGUGGUAAGUGAUAGCCAUAAAAACAGUCCACUGCCUUCCCUUGGUGUCCGUCUUCUCUCCAACAUGGCAUUCAGCACCUCCCAUGUCCUAGUACUUUGGCAGAGCACUGAAGGAGGAGAAAUAUUUUCCCUUAGAGGAAAUAUUAGAGACUUUAUUUUCAGAUCUUUGGCUUAACAAGGUGGAACUGAGUAGCUCAAAGGGACACACUACAUGAAAGCUUUUAUUUACUCUGUAGAAUGGGGUGUUUCAAUUAGUAAAGGUGAGAGUUGGUGUUGGUUGGUAUUCGUUUUAUUAGUUGGCACUUUAUCAUGCUUUAAAUAGAGUAUUGAUGGAAGGUUAUGUUCAGAGAGAUCUGGGAUCUUGCCAGGAAUUCAGUGAGAGAUUAAUAUUAUUAACAAGAUAUAUUGAUUGUCAGCUACUUAUCCGAGAGCCCAGAGAUUUUAUACACUCCCACAGAAAAUGGUAUUCAGUUAGGGAGUGUAUCUUCUAAGAAUCCUUUCAACUUCAGCUGACAGGAAAUUCAACUAAGUAGCCUAAGGGCGGGGGCGGGGGGGAGUUUGUCACAUAAUAAAUCUGGAAUUAGUCAUUUAAGCCUGGCGUGGCAUCCAGUGGUAUCAACAAAGAACUCUUAAUUCUGGGCUGCCAUCCUAUUGUCUGGUGUUUGUCACUGGAAGAUCAUAAGGAUGUUGUGACCGAACAACAGAGAACAACAGAAGAUUUUAAGAGCAUAUAGGCACUCAGCUUCAGUCACACUAAUUUCCAUGUCAUUUCCCCCCAUACUACUGACAGCCAACUUCAGUUUUUUGCUCAUUGGUGAUGUUCAGGGAUGUGGUUGUAGACUUAUCUCAGGAGGAGUGGGAGUGCCUGGACUUAGAACAGAGACAUUUGUACAGAGAUGUGAUGUUGGAGAACUACAGCAACAUGAUCUCACUGGGACUUUGCAUUUAUCAGCCAGAUGUGUUCUCUUUACUGGAGAAGGGGAAAGAGCCCUGGAUGGUUUUACAGGAUGAGACAAGAGGACCUUGCCCAGAUGUGCAGUCCAGAUAUCAGAGCAAGAAGUUAUCACAAAAAAAUGUCACUUUUGAGAAAGAAUUGACUCAAUUGGAAAUUUGUAAAAAACACAGCCUGGAAUAUUUAUGUUUUAGGGGUGAUUGGGAAAGCAAAGAUCAGUUUGAAACACAACAGGAAAAUCAGGAAGAGUGUUUUAAGCAGAUUAUACUCACCAAUGAAAAAAUGUCCACUUUUAACCAUCACACAGCUUUUUAUGUACAUCACAAACAGAAUAUAGGAAAGAAACAGAAUGAAUUUAAAGAAUCUGGGAAAGCCUUUUCUCCUGGCUCAGACUGUACUCAACAUCAAGUAAUUCACAUUAGGGAGAAAUUUUGUGAAGAUAAGGAAUAUGAGAAGACCUUUCUUUCUGAUUCAGAACUUACUCGCUAUCAGACAGUUCACACUGCUAAGAAAACAUAUGAGUGUAAAGAAUGUGGGAAGGCAUUUAGUUUGCGUUCAAGUCUUACUGGUCAUAGGAGGAUUCAUACUGGUGAAAAACCUUUUAAAUGUAAGGCAUGUGGGAAGGCCUUUAGAUUUCAUUCACAACUUAGUGUCCAUAAGCGUAUUCAUACUGGUGAGAAGUCUUAUGAAUGUAAGGAAUGUGGGAAGGCUUUUAGUUGUGGCUCAGAUCUUACACGACAUCAGAGAAUUCAUACUGGGGAAAAACCCUAUGAAUGUAACGAAUGUAGGAAGGCCUUUAGUCAGCGAUCACAUCUUACUAAACAUCAGAGAAUUCACACUGGUGAAAAACCUUAUGAAUGUAAAGAGUGUGGAAAAGCUUUUACUCGUGGCUCACACCUAACUCAACAUCAGAGAACUCAUACUAGUGAGAAAUCUUAUGAAUGUAAGGAAUGCGGAAAAGCCUUUAUUCGUGGUUCAAAUCUUGCUCAACAUCAGAAUGUUCAUGUUGGUAGGAAACCCUAUGAAUGUGAGAAAUGUGGAAAAGCCUAUAUUUGGAGUUCACACCUUGCUCGACAUCAACGAAUUCAUACUGAUAGGAAACCUUAUGAAUGUAAGCAAUGUGGAAAGACAUUUAUUUGGGCUUCAUAUCUUGCUCAACAUGAGAAAAUUCAUAAUGAGAGGAAACUCUAUGAAUGUAAGGAAUGUAGAAAGACCUUUCUUCAUGGCUCAGAGUUUAAUCGACAUCAAAAAAUUCAUACUGGUGAGAGAAACUAUGAAUGUAAGGAAUGUGGAAAGACCUUUUUUCGUGGUUCAGAACUUAAUCGACAUCAGAAAAUCCAUACUGGAAAGAGACCAUAUGAGUGUGAAGAAUGUGGAAAAGCCUUUUUCUGGGGUUCACAACUUACUCGACAUCAGAGAAUACAUACUGGUGAGGAACCUUAUGUGUGUAAAGAAUGUGGGAAAUCUUUUAUCUGGGGCUCACAACUUACACGACAUAAGAAAAUUCAUACUGAUACAGAAUCCUAUGAACAUAAGGAAAGUAGCCAGAUCUUUGGUCACCAUCCAUAUUUUACUGAACAGAAAAUUCACAAUGGUGAGAAUCUUCAUCAAUGGAAAGACUAUGGGAACACCUUUAGUCAGGACUCAGACUUCGCUCAACACCAGGAUAUUUACACUUUUGAGAAAUCCUGUGAAUAUAAAAAUUUUGAGACAUCACUUUCUCCAGGCUCUCACUCUUAUAAAAUCUUAUGGUAUAAAAAUAUAGGGAAGUCUUUAUUCAUGACUCACUAAUUGAUAUCCAUUAAUUCCUUCUUUUGAGAAACCCCACAAGUGUAAGUAAUAUUGGAAGACUCUUUGUCAGAGCACACAACACAUUCAACAGCAGAGAAUUCAUAAUGCAAUCUGUAUUAAUACAGGAAAGCAUUUACAGAAUGGUUUUCCAUUUGGAAUAUCAUAGUAAAACCCUAGAAUAAGAUGACACUGUGAAUCUCUUUUGAAUCAUUCUUAAAGCAUUCUCCACAUCAUUGAUAUUAUUCUGCAUAGAAUUUAACUCUAACUGUUGUAGGUCAACCUUCCAUCACUAUUUGAAUCUUGUUACACUUCCACAAAAUUAUACCAAAGGUGAAUUUCUGUUAUGUAAUUAAUCUUGGAAAGCCUUGAGCUACGCCAUACAACUUAUUUGGUAUGCCUUAGUUCCAACGCGUCUUAUCUGUGUUUUUUGGAAAGUAACUCAAAUCUGGGUCUGUUUUCUUACUUAUUUGAUUAUAAAGGGUUAAAUGAGUUUGACGACUUAAAUGACAUCAGGACCACAUUAAUAUUAGUAUUAGACCAUUUCUAUGAGAAAGACUUUGACAAUAUAAUGAAUAUAGACAAAUAUGCCAUCUGUAUAUGUGUCUUAUUGAACAGUAGGAUAAUUCUGAAGAAAAACCCGUAAAACAGAAUGAAAGGAAGAAAGUUUUGAAUCAGUAUUCAUUUGCUGCACCAAAAAAUCCAUACGGUAAAGAAAACCUUAUGGUUUUAAUGAAAGUGGGGUUGUUGAGUGCUCAAAAAUGUUUUUUGUUUUGUUUUUAAAGGCAUUUGAAGGUGAUUUGUCUCUGACAAAUUUCUAAAGUCAAAUGUCCUAUCCAUUUUAUCACCACAAUUAAAAUUAAAAAUUAGAAAAUGGCCAGAUGAAUUCUUUUUGGAAAUUUAUUACUUACAUAUAUAAAUAAUUUUCAAAGUAAUAAGCAAAUUGAAAGUGAAACUACAGGCUAUUUAGUUGUAAAUGAUAAUGAAACUGCUAUAUAACAAAUCUUACGAAUAUGACCGUGGCAGUUCUCAAUGGAAAUUAUUCUACGUAUAUAACUAAACCAAUUGACAGCAGUUUACUUCUUGUCACCACUGUGUCUCCAGCACUUAUGACAGUGCCUGUCAUAUUGUGGAAUCCAGAUAGUUGUCAAAUUAAAUAAUGAUUACUGAACUAAACAAGCUAAUGUCCCAAUGGGCAUUUUGAAUUAAUCGAAAGUUGUAAUGAAAAUAAAGCAAAAAUCAUGGAAUAAAGAA
Ailuropoda melanoleuca (giant panda) is the source of this 4076-nucleotide messenger RNA. RefSeq names its product zinc finger protein 790 (gene ZNF790). The coding region runs from base 900 to 2825 and encodes 641 amino acids. The transcript is spliced from 4 exons. Lineage: Eukaryota; Metazoa; Chordata; Mammalia; Carnivora; Ursidae. Gene Ontology annotation, biological process: regulation of transcription by RNA polymerase II. Gene Ontology annotation, molecular function: RNA polymerase II cis-regulatory region sequence-specific DNA binding; DNA-binding transcription factor activity, RNA polymerase II-specific. The record is from RefSeq and is a predicted model, not a curated record.